Molecule: messenger RNA, 2956 nt
Organism: Solanum pennellii
Lineage: Eukaryota; Viridiplantae; Streptophyta; Magnoliopsida; Solanales; Solanaceae
Product: chaperone protein ClpB1
Exons: 6
Coding region: 1-2736 (911 amino acids)
Biological process (GO): cellular response to heat
Cellular component (GO): cytoplasm
Molecular function (GO): ATP binding; ATP hydrolysis activity
Source: RefSeq, a predicted model, not a curated record
AUGAAUCCUGAAAAAUUUACUCACAAGACAAAUGAGGCUAUUGCUGAGGCACAUGAACUGGCUGUAUCAGCAGGGCAUGCUCAGUUGACACCUCUGCAUAUGGCUUUGGCUUUAUUAUCUGAUCACAGUGGCAUAUUCUGGCAAGCAAUUGUCAAUGCUGCUGGUAGUGAAGAGACGGCCAAUGGUGUUGAAAGAGUGUUCAAUCAAGCUAAGAAGAAAAUUCCUUCUCAGUCACCAGCACCUGAUCAAGUUCCAGCAAGUACUUCGCUUAUUAAGGUGCUACGACGAGCACAGUCGUUGCAGAAGUCUCGUGGUGACAGUCAUUUGGCGGUUGAUCUGUUGAUUUUAGGCCUUUUGGAAGAUUCCCAAAUUGCAGAUCUUUUGAAAGACUCUGGUCUUAGUGCAGCAAGAGUGAAAUCAGAAGUUGAGAAACUUAGAGGAAAAGAUGGAAAGAAAGUGGAAAGUGCUACAGGGGAUACUACAUUCCAAGCACUUAAGACCUAUGGUCGUGAUCUUGUGGAACAGGCAGGAAAACUUGAUCCUGUGAUUGGUAGGGAUGAAGAAAUUCGAAGAGUAAUUCGGAUUCUAUCGAGGAGGACAAAGAACAAUCCGGUGCUUAUUGGUGAGCCUGGUGUUGGUAAAACAGCUGUAGUUGAAGGGCUAGCACAAAGGAUUGUUCGAGGGGACGUUCCAAGCAAUUUGGCUGAUGUUAGGCUUAUAGCAUUGGAUAUGGGAGCACUCAUUGCUGGAGCAAAGUACAGAGGUGAAUUUGAAGAGAGGUUGAAGGCUGUUCUGAAGGAAGUGGAAGAUGCAGAAGGGAAAGUAAUUCUCUUCAUUGAUGAGAUCCACUUGGUUUUAGGUGCUGGUAGGACUGAAGGAUCAAUGGAUGCUGCCAAUUUGUUCAAACCGAUGCUUGCUAGGGGCCAAUUAAGGUGCAUUGGUGCAACAACCCUGGAAGAGUACAGGAAGUAUGUGGAGAAAGAUGCUGCAUUCGAAAGGCGUUUCCAGCAGGUAUAUGUCGCUGAGCCUAGCGUUCCCGACACCAUAAGUAUCCUUCGAGGGUUGAAGGAGAAGUAUGAAGGCCAUCAUGGUGUCAAGAUUCAGGAUAGGGCUCUUGUUAUUGCAGCGCAGCUUUCAGCUCGAUACAUUACAGGUCGACAUUUGCCUGAUAAGGCUAUUGACUUAGUUGAUGAGGCUUGUGCAAAUGUGAGGGUGCAACUUGAUAGCCAGCCAGAAGAAAUUGAUAAUCUUGAAAGGAAGAGGAUUCAGCUAGAAGUUGAACAUCAUGCUCUUGAAAAGGAAAAAGACAAGGCUAGCAAGGCUCGACUUGUUGAAGUUAGGAAAGAGCUCGAUGAUUUGAGGGACAAACUCCAGCCUCUGAUGAUGAGGUAUAAGAAAGAAAAGGAACGGGUUGAUGAGCUUCGAAGGCUUAAGCAAAAGCGCGAUGAACUUACAUAUGCUUUACAAGAAGCUGAAAGGAGAUAUGAUCUUGCUAGAGCAGCAGAUCUCAGAUACGGUGCCAUCCAAGAAGUAGAAACUGCAAUAGCAAAUCUUGAGAGUAGCACAGAUGAGAGUACAAUGUUGACAGAGACUGUCGGACCCGAUCAGAUUGCGGAAGUAGUUAGUCGCUGGACUGGUAUUCCUGUCUCUAGGCUUGGCCAGAAUGAGAAGGAGAAAUUGAUUGGUCUUGCUGAUAGAUUGCACCUAAGAGUUGUCGGGCAAGAUCAAGCUGUUAAAGCUGUUGCUGAGGCUGUGUUGAGGUCUAGAGCUGGAUUAGGAAGGCCACAGCAACCAACUGGUUCAUUCCUUUUCUUGGGGCCAACUGGUGUUGGAAAGACUGAACUUGCUAAAGCUCUUGCUGAGCAGCUAUUUGAUGAUGACAAAUUGAUGGUCAGAAUUGACAUGUCCGAAUACAUGGAACAACAUUCUGUUGCCCGGUUGAUUGGUGCUCCACCAGGUUAUGUUGGACAUGAGGAAGGAGGGCAACUUACGGAAGCUGUAAGGAGGCGCCCUUACAGUGUUGUGCUAUUUGACGAAGUGGAAAAAGCUCAUCCUGCUGUGUUUAAUGCCUUGCUUCAAGUGUUGGAUGAUGGAAGAUUAACUGAUGGUCAAGGUCGUACUGUUGAUUUCACCAACACUGUGAUCAUUAUGACCUCAAAUUUGGGUGCAGAGUAUCUCUUGUCAGGAUUAAGUGGCAAGUGUACCAUGGAGAAGGCCCGUGAAAUGGUCAUGCAGGAGGUGAGGAAGCAAUUUAAGCCCGAGUUACUCAACAGGCUCGAUGAGAUUGUGGUGUUCGAUCCUUUAUCACACGAUCAGUUGAGGCAAGUCUGCCGUCACCAACUGAAAGAUGUGGCAAGCCGUUUAGCUGAGAGGGGUAUUGCUUUGGGUGUCACAGAGGCCGCAUUAGAUGUCAUACUUGCUCAGAGCUAUGAUCCGGUGUAUGGUGCAAGGCCUAUUAGGAGGUGGUUGGAGAAGAAAGUUGUAACGGAGUUAUCAAAGAUGCUUGUGAAGGAGGAGAUUGAUGAGAAUUCGACCGUGUACAUAGAUGCCGGACGUGGCGGGAAAGAUCUAACAUAUAGGGUGGAGAAUAAUGGAGGGCUUGUGAAUGCUGCUACUGGACAAAAAUCUGAUGUACUGAUUCAGCUACCUAAUGGGCCAAGGAAUGAUGCUGCUCAAGCAGUGAAGAAAAUGAGGAUUGAAGAAAUAGAUGACGAAGAUGAUGAAAUGUCAGAUUAAAGAGAGGUUGAAAAUAACACUAUGAAAGUUGAAGAUAUAUGAAUUAUUACUUUUUGUUUAAAAUACCCUGUAUAGGGUUGGUCCAAUUUUACAUCAUUAAGAAGUGAACGUAUGUUCACAAGUUCUGUUGAUUUUGUUGUGUUGUUUCUUUAUGUAACUUGAAAAUGUCGAAAUAGAAAAUUGUAUUUCUCUGAUUUUCUGAAAAAUAAUCUUUUCUCCA